AAAUCAUCUGUACAGACAAUUGGUGAAGAACAAAUACAGAAUCCUUACACGGAGCUCCUUGUGUUGAAAGGUCAUCAAGAUAUAGUACGAUUUCUAGUGCAAAUAGAUGAUUGCAGGUUUGCAUCUGCAGGAGAUGAUGGAAUCGUAUUUCUAUGGGAUGCUCGGACAGGAGAAAAACUUUUUGAAUUUCAUGGACACACACACAAGAUUACAGCUAUAGCACCAUUUUCUUCGCCAGAUGCUUCUGAAGAAAAAAAAAGUUUGAUUUUAACAGCAUCAGCUGAUAGAACAGUUAUUGUUUGGAACUGCAGUAGUGGCCGACAGGUUCAGAAAGUGUCAUGUUUCCAUUCUACUGUGAAGUGUUUGACAGUACUUCAAAGACUGGAUGUAUGGUUGUCUGGAGGGAGUGAUCUAUGUGUUUGGAACCGAAAAUUAGAUCUCUUGUGUAAGACCAGUCAUCUUACUGAUGCAGGUGUCAGUGCAUUGGUUGAAUUGCCUAAAAAUUGUGUUGCGGCAGCUGUUGGCAAAGAGCUAAUAAUUUUUAGGUUGAUUCAUGAAUCUGAAGGUUGGAAUGUCCUUGAAGUAAAACGCCUUGUUGACCAUCAGGAUAACAUUUUGUCAUUAGUCAGUGUCAAUGACUUGACUUUUGUGUCAGGCUCUCAUGUGGGUGAGUUAAUAUUUUGGGAUGCACUUGACUGGACAAAGCAGGCAUCGGAGUGCAACUUCUGGGACUCCUCUGUCCAUCCAGAUGUACAGCCAGAAAUAAAGUUAUCCCAAAGCCCAAAUGAAACUUCAAUUCAACACUUAACAGCUGAUGAGGAGUGUGUGUUUGCAGCUGUUGGGAAAGGCAUAUACGUAUAUAAUCUUCAAAUGAAGCGUGUGAUUGCCUGCCAGAGAACUGCUCAUGAAUCCUCUGUACUGCACAUUGAGAAGAUUCCAAACAGGCAGCUGAUCUCCUGUUCGGAAGAUGGCAGUGUGCGCAUUUGGGAGCUCCGAGAAAAGCAGCAGCUGCCAGCUGAACCAGUUCCAACAGGGUUUUUCAACAUGUGGGGAUUUGGAAGGGCAAACAAGCAGGCAAACCAAGCUGCUAAGAAGAUGCAGGAGAAUAUGCCUAUGUAUUUCUUGGAGCUGGUUGGUGAUUUGAUUGGUCAUUCAUCAGCUGUGCAGAUGUUCCUGUACUUUGGUGAACUGGGACUGGCUACAUGCUCUGCUGACCACCUCAUUAUUUUGUGGAAGGAUGGUGAACGAGAAUCUAGACUCCGCAGUUUAACACUAUUUCAAAAAUUGGCGCAAAAUAGUGAUUUGCAGCUCGAAUUGUGA
Molecule: messenger RNA, 1320 nt
Organism: Cariama cristata (Red-legged seriema)
Lineage: Eukaryota; Metazoa; Chordata; Aves; Cariamiformes; Cariamidae
Gene: WDR41
Product: WD repeat domain 41
Exons: 12
Biological process (GO): regulation of autophagy
Cellular component (GO): lysosomal membrane
Molecular function (GO): protein binding
Source: RefSeq, a predicted model, not a curated record